CGCCGUGUCUCUUCGAUUCGUCCGUGGGCUGCUCUGCCAAUCUAAGGCUCUGUCACAAUAAUUCGAUUUCGUUCUCAGCUCAAACAUGUUAACUUGUCGGAUCUUGGGUUCCUUCAUUUUAGUUAUUUUUUGCGCGAUAUUGGCUGAACCCCGACCAGCAUCGCCCCAAUCGAAAAACCUACUCUACUCAGAGCCUGGAGUUUUAGCAGUAUACAUAAGACCUGGGGAUACACCUCUGAAAGAAAUCAAUGAAGAUCUUGCUGAGGCUUUUGAGUUUAAUGCCCUGAAACACGGUAGGCUCACUUUUGGGAGAGAAAUCAAUAAAUUACUCAAUAACAAAGAACUACUCAAUUCUCAUGAGUUAGCCGAAGGGGAAAGUUAUACUAUAAAGAAGAAGACUAUCGGAAGAAAUAAUGAUGAAGUUAAAGAAAACGAGUCUGAUAAAAGUACUCAUAUUCAAAGAAUACCUAAAUAUUAAAACUGCGAGUGAUAUUUUUUUAAAAUAGAAUAUUCUAUUUAUUUUUUUUGUAAAUAUAUUUUAUUCUCUGAAGC
Molecule: messenger RNA, 552 nt
Organism: Ceutorhynchus assimilis (cabbage seed weevil)
Lineage: Eukaryota; Metazoa; Arthropoda; Insecta; Coleoptera; Curculionidae
Source: the annotation of a GenBank genome assembly